AAACCCCUCUUUCUCUUUGGUCUCUCCUUUUUAUUUAUAUAUUUAGCUUUUCGUUUUGGCUGGCCUCUGGGUUCAAGCCAUUUUUCUCAGCCAAACUUUUCCCACCGCCUCUCCUUAUCAGCUGCUAUUAUUGGCUUCUUCCUUUUUUAGGGUCUUCUUCUCAAGAAUGAGCUGAUUGUACUCACAGAAGAAUUCAUUGUACCUCACUAGUGGUAGAGCCACUGUUGUCAAAUGGAUGCUAGUAGCAAUGGAAUAGCAGAAAGGAAGAGUACGAAUGGAGGAAGAGAAGUUGUCAUCAAUGUUUCCGGCGAGGAACCAUCAAGAGUUUCUUUUAAGAUGGAUUCACCAGAGACCGAGAAAGCAGUGUCCACCAACACCAACAAGAGCUCCUCUCCUGAAACCUCCAAGCAGCUUAUUGGUAGCCCUAACAAGCCUCCUAGAGCUCCUCCAAACCACCCGAGCAGCGAAGGUUUAACUCAGAGGAGAUCUUUUGCUAGAUCGGUUUACUCCAAACCCAAGUCCCGGUUUGUCGAACCAUCUACCCCCGUAGACGCAACUAACCUAGAGGGGGAAGUUAAGGAGCCGCUCGGUGCUGUUAUUUCCAUUAGCAGAGGUUCUCCGAACAACAAAUCAACAAGGAGCGCCGGUUCAGCAACGCCGAGCAAAGCAGCCGAGGUGGAGAAAGACGAAGACGAAGAGAUCUACAAGAAGGUGAAGCUCAGCAAAGAGAUGCGGAGAAGAGUGACCCCACUGACGUUGAUAGAGCUAGCUUUCUUUAUAGCGGUGUUAAGCUCCCUGGUCGCUAGCUUAACCAUCGACGUCCUCAAAACCUACACCAUGUGGGGGCUAGAAGUGUGGAAAUGGUGCGUGCUCGUGAUGGUCACGUUCAGCGGGAUGCUGGUGACGAACUGGUUCAUGCACCUCGUCGUCUUCCUCAUCGAGACCAACUUUCUCCUGAGGAGGAAAGUGCUCUACUUUGUGCACGGGUUGAAGAAGAGCGUGCAAGUCUUCAUAUGGCUCAGCUUGGUCCUCGUGGCUUGGGUGUUUCUCUUCAACCGCGACGUGCAUCGAUCCUCUACAGCCACGAAGAUCCUCACCGCUAUAACACGGACUCUCAUCUCCCUCCUCACGGGAGCCUUCCUCUGGCUGGUGAAAACGCUCUUGCUUAAAAUCCUGGCGGCGAACUUCAACGUGGUUAACUUCUUCGACAGGAUUCAAGAAUCUGUUUUCCACCAGUACGUGCUCCAGACGCUCUCCGGUCCUCCGCUUAUGGAGGAGGCGGAGAGGGUCGGGCGGGAGCCGAGCACGGGGCAUUUGAGUUUCACCAGCGUGGGGAAGAAAGGAACGGUUAAAGGGAAGAAAGUGAUUGACAUGGGGAAAGUUCAUAGGAUGAAGCGUGAGAAAGUAUCUGCGUGGAAUAUGAGGGUUCUUGUCGAAGCCGUUAGGACUUCUGGUCUCUCUACGAUCUCUGACACGUUGGAUGAGACGGCUUACGGUGAUGGGAAAGAGCAGGCUGAGAAAGGAGAGAUUACUAGUGAGAUGGAGGCUUUGGCUGCUGCUUACCAUGUCUUUAGAAAUGUCGCUCAGCCUCUCUGCAGCUACAUAGAGGAAGAAGACCUGCUUAGGUUCAUGAUUAAAGAAGAGGUUGAUCUCGUGUUCCCUUUGUUUGACGGUGCUGCUGAGACCGGGAGAAUCACCAGAAAAGCUUUCACAGAAUGGGUGGUUAAGGUGUACACUAGCAGGAAAGCUCUAGCACAUUCCUUAAACGACACAAAAACAGCGGUUAAGCAGUUAAACAAACUCGUGACAGCGAUCUUGAUCGUUAUUACGAUCGUCAUUUGGCUGCUGCUACUAGAAGUAGCAACGACCAAAGUUUUGCUGUUCUUCUCCACUCAACUCGUUGCUCUUGCUUUUAUAAUCGGAAGCACUUGCAAGAACCUCUUUGAGUCCAUUGUGUUUGUCUUCGUCAUGCAUCCUUUUGAUGUCGGUGAUCGCUGCGUUGUCGACGGUGUCCCGAUGCUGGUUGAAGAAAUGAAUCUGUUAACGACGGUGUUCUUGAAACUCGACAACGAGAAAGUGUAUUAUCCGAACAGUGUUUUGGCCACGAAACCGAUAAGCAACUACUUCAGAAGUCCAGAUAUGGGAGAAACUGUGGAGUUCUCUAUCGCAUUUUCAACACCAGUCUCUAAGAUUGCACAUCUCAAAGAAAGAAUCGCUGAGUACUUGGAGCAGAACCCGCAGCAUUGGUCACCGAUACACACGGUGGUGGUUAAGGAGAUAGAGAACAUGAACAAGCUGAAGAUGGCUCUAUACAGCAACCACACCAUCACGUUUCAGGAAUACAGAGAGAGGAAUAUCAGAAGAACCGAGCAGUCUUUGGCGAUUAAGAAAAUGUUGGAGGAUCUUCACAUCGAUUACACUCUCCUUCCUCAACAAGUCCUUCUCACCAAGCUCGACAAAAAUUAGAGUAGAAAACUGGUUUGGUUUUUUACUUUUUUUACUAAACCGUUUUUUAAGAGAUUAUUAUCAAAUGUUGCAGUACUCUGUUUUAUCUUAGACUUUUUAGAGUAGAAGAUGAAAUCAAUAUUCCAAAACUCCUAAACCGACCCAAGUCAGUUCCCCAUAUUUUAACAUAUAAGACCUCGGGAAUCACAUUGGUCUGAUA
This is a messenger RNA of Raphanus sativus (radish), 2665 nucleotides long. RefSeq names its product mechanosensitive ion channel protein 10. The coding region runs from base 232 to 2466 and encodes 744 amino acids. The transcript has 7 exons. Gene Ontology annotation, molecular function: mechanosensitive monoatomic ion channel activity. NCBI's taxonomy places the organism in Eukaryota, Viridiplantae, Streptophyta, Magnoliopsida, Brassicales, Brassicaceae. Gene Ontology annotation, biological process: monoatomic anion transport; transmembrane transport; detection of mechanical stimulus. Gene Ontology annotation, cellular component: plasma membrane. The record is from RefSeq and is a predicted model, not a curated record.